Oryza sativa Japonica Group (Japanese rice) is the source of this 662-nucleotide messenger RNA. Its product is annotated as auxin-responsive protein SAUR36-like. Gene Ontology annotation, biological process: response to auxin. The record is from RefSeq and is a predicted model, not a curated record. Lineage: Eukaryota; Viridiplantae; Streptophyta; Magnoliopsida; Poales; Poaceae.
UUCAUCAACUCAUCCACAAAGCGGGCAUCGCACUUCAUAGUACAUCUCAUCAGAUUUCCAGCUGAAACCAAGAUCAACAAUCAACCAUGAUCAGUGCCAGGAGACUUGCUCAACUGGCCAAGAAGUGGCAGAGGAUGGCGGCACUUGAAAGGAAGAGGCUCACAAUGAAAGCCAAAGAAAAUGAAGAGUGCUGCACAUCUGUAGCAGGCAAGGGCCACUGUGUCAUGUACACAGCGGACGGGAGCCGAUUCGAGGUCCCGUUGGCGUACCUCGGCACUGCAGUCUUCAGUGAGCUCCUCAGGAUGUCACAGGAGGAGUUUGGUUUCACGAGCGAUGGCAGGAUCAUGUUGCCUUGUGAUGCUGUGGUAAUGGAGUAUGCCAUGUGCUUGCUCAAGAGAAAUGCUUCAGCUGAGGUGGAGAAAGCAUUGCUGAGCUCCAUGGUGGCACCUUGCCACUACACCGGUUGUAUGGUGCCAACCGUUGGAGUCAACCAGCAUAUUUCUUGCUUGUAGUUUCCUGAAGAAGAGCCAAGUCUUCUCCUGUAGUUCUAUUAUAUCUGUAUUAUACCUGGAUCAGUUUAGAACAGUUAGAUGUAGGUAAUAGAAAGAGGAAAAUUGCCAUGUAAGCCUUUCAAUAUUGCAAGCAAUCAAAGAAAACGUCCA